Fusarium subglutinans is the source of this 2313-nucleotide messenger RNA. RefSeq lists its product as uncharacterized. The transcript has 2 exons. The record is from RefSeq and is a predicted model, not a curated record. NCBI's taxonomy places the organism in Eukaryota, Fungi, Ascomycota, Sordariomycetes, Hypocreales, Nectriaceae. The coding region runs from base 1 to 2313 and encodes 770 amino acids.
AUGGCCGCCAGCCAGCUUCAACCGUUGACGUAUGACGGGGGUGAGCUACGGAUCGUCCUUGUGCCAACAUCCGACGAUGGAAACGGCGCUUCAGAACAUGACAUUGGAGGAUCAGAGGUCGACCGCCGAUUUUCGUCCGACAGUUAUAGAUCAUAUAGAGCGCCGAACGAAUCCAUUCCGACACAUCCUAUCCCGUCUCUACAGGAUGCCUUCGCCGAAUCUCUAGACGAAGUCACAUCCGAGGCCGAAGGACCCGGUAAACCUAAAUUGAGAGAACUCGAUGCACAAGGUCGUCGGGGAAGAUUAUUAGAACAGGCUGCUGAGGACGAACCAUUCGAUACAUUAUGGCGUUAUCGACCUGGACAGCAACAGCAUGAGAUGUACAAACUCAUCUCACAAAUUACAUUUGGUGUAUACCUCUUGCUCAAUAGUUUGGCUGCUGAUAAUGGUCAAGUUGUAACCAUCCUUCAAGGUCACAUUGAUGAGGUUGACGAGUUUCUCGAGGUGAUGCUUGAAGACUUUGCGCAGGCUCACAAGGAUCUCACAGAGCGCAUCGCUCUUCUUCAGCUUCCCAUGGCCAACAGACGAGCCUUCGAAAACAUGCUUGAAGAUCGGGCUUUCAGAGCAAAGAUUCUUGCCGGGAAUGAGAGGAUCGACCAUAUCCUGGCUCGAACGAAUGCUGCCAUGAAACAAUGGGACGACGAUAUCGAUGCUGGACUUCGGUCUAGCGAAGCCUUUAUGGAAUGGCUCAAUGAGCACAAAAAUAUUAAAUGGCCAGAGUCCGAGCCUGAUUUGGACAGUAUUUAUCGGGCCAUGAAGGGCAACGCUGAUGGCUGGCUUAACACUUUUGACGACUUGAACAAUCAGGCACAGGAUCUGAACGGAUUGGUUAUAAAACUCAUGACUAUCGUGGCUGAAAUGGAGAAGACGGCUGGCGAGGUUAGCCGCAAGACCUGGGCAACCAUCCCUCCGUUCACUAUCCCGGUUGACGAGCCAAAGUCUGAAGAGCCUGCUCAAGUCGCAUCUCCAUCGACAAGAUCCAACACGAAAUCACUCACGCCCGUGGCCAGCAUUCGUAGUGGUGAGGGUCAUCGUGCAUCCCACAUGACGCAAGACGAUCCCGAAGUGAAUACUCUCAGUGAUUUUCCUCUUCCUGGAGGCACGCCCCUACUACCACCUACGACAUACCAACGCGCGAGCUUCAAACCUUCCCCGAACCUGAGUGCCUCGACUUCUUCACCUAGACCUAAUAUCAGCGCAAGCGUGUCGCCCUCAUCUUCUGGGCCCAACCUUAGUACUACAUCCCCUUCAUCUGGCGCGAGUACUCCCAGGGCGUCUGUUGCAGGUGAUGCAAAACAGCCAGAGAGGGAGGAACCUGAUAACAGUGAUGCAAAUAGCGGUUUCGACGACGGACCUUUGUAUAUCCUUCAACCCAAGGUCUACACCCCAAAAUCCGCCGCAGCUCCUGUGGCUCCAGGUCCUGAGACGCCUCGUUUCGAAGAAAAGAGCCAAAGACGAACUAUGACACCCUCUACUAUACAUAUCCCUGCUCCCGAAGAAGUUGAGGAACAGACACACAGACGAACGCUCACCCAGACUGUUCAGGAUGCAAUGGGGCUGCAGAAGCGGACCUCAUUGCGGCAACGAGUCUCAUUGAAGAAGAAUCCACCUGAGUCGAUUCACAUCCCUCCACGUACCUACGCCGAGCCGCCACCCAGCCGCCCGUCUCCCUCUAACACAGCACCCCGUACGGCCAGAUCUCAUGCGCCCGAUUACACCCUUGGCUCUGAUCUUGAAGUACAGCAACCUCAUCGACUUCCCAGGGCCAUCUCACAUGCAGACUUCUCAUCAACUCAACCCCAUGUCCCUGUGAUGCCUUCACCUCACUCUGAGCAUCACCAGUUCUACCAUAAUACGAUCCCUGUCCGUGCAUCGCCUCAUUCUCCUCUACAGCAGAGACCUCAUACUGCCGGCCCGGCAGAUGUCCAAUAUCGCCCCUCGGGAUACUUCCAAGGUCAUCAACGUAACCAGCCUUCCCGAAUGGGCGGCAUGAGUACUCUCAGCAGCGUUACAACAGCGACCUACGAUGACGCCGCCACUGUUGCUUCACGAGCUACUACCCAGGCCGGAGGAAAGCGAGUUAAGAAGAAGAAGAAGAGUGCAUUUGGAUGGCUUAAGAAGGCAUUCAGUCUUGAUGAGGACGAAAAGGCAGAUUACGAAGCACGCAAGGCCAUGCAGUAUCAGAGCCAAUACAAUAAUCAGUAUUACGAGGGACAUAGUCCCAAGUUUUUGGAUGGAAAGAGAAUUCGGUAG